AUGGACCUCAUCCCUCCGUCUUACGAGUCGGCCACGGACAGAGACGCAUGGUCAAUAAUUGCACGCUACAUUCCCUCUAGCGACCUAUGUGCUGCCUCCUUGGUCUGCCAGCGAUGGCAUGGCCUGUUUAUGCCCUUUCUGUGGGGUGACCCUGCGUCGCAUUUCGGCCAAGAGAACGAUGCAGUCUAUGUGGCUCUCACGCGAUUCCGCAGAACCCUCAGAUUUGCUCGGGAGGAAGUGCGAGCAUUGACUCAUACCCUGCAUCUUCCACCCGCUCUAUCGGAGAUCUAUGGUGGCCCGCGCCCGGGUUGGUUAAGAGACAUCCUCGAGUAUCUGCCAUGCCUGCAAUGUCUGAUGGUCUCCAAAUUGCCCUUUUUCGACCACAAUGCCAUGACAGCGUUGAAGGACUGCCAGAGGUCAAAUCAAUAUAACAUACGCCUUUUACUGGCUGAACGGGAGCCGAACACAACUUCCACAAGCCUUGCACAGACGCUGCUCUUAUUUCCAUCACUAACUUAUCUGGAUCUUUCGUAUACGACCCCUGCACGAGACCGCAAUGUAUUAUCUGCACUCAGUCAAAUGCCUUUUCUUCGGGUUUUAAAGUUACGCGGUAUCGGGCUCAGAGACAAUGACGCUGAGUUUCUAGCAAAUGUCAUUGGACGUCGUGUCCGUUGUUUGGACUUGCGGGAUAACAUGCUCACUGACAUGGCUGUACGCUCAUUGUUGCAGGCUUCAUUCCUUCCUCCAGGUCAAAGACAGCCCCAGCAAAGCCAAAUGCAAACGACUGGCUCGCCGAACCCCCUUUCUCACUAUUUGAUUCAUGAGUCUACUUCGGAUUUCUUCAAGCGGCCAGAUUUGGAUGAGCAGCUCGCAAAACUACUUGCUCAGCCCGUCCUUUAUCACCCAUGGGUAGAAGAUCUGCCAAACACUGGAGUGACCCAUCUGUAUAUCGCUGGCAAUGAAAUAUCGGUGGAAGCUGUGGCGAGUCUCUUGGUCUCAUCCCAAUUGCAUGCUUUGGAUUUUGGCACCAUCAGAACUCCAGACAAGGCAUACGAGACCCAUCAUCUUGGGCGAAAGAACUACCCUGGGGCCGAGAAGCUAGUUCCAGUCCUAGGAAAGGUGGCGGGCGAGAGCCUAAUAUACCUCCGAGCACACCAUGCUGUUCUGACGUGUGAACCACCAGCCAGAGAUGUGACAAAUGCUGUUGAGUUUCUACCAGAGCUGCCUGGACAACAACUUCCUGAUGAAGAUCAGCAAUUUGAGUUGGAUGCCUCCCAGGAGGUCUUUGAGUUGCCGGAGGACACACGACCCGUGUUUGAACUUGCAGAUACAUCGAGGGCCGACUCCAUGGGCUCGGGGCUAACAGUGGUCGUGCCUGAGACACCCCAGCUCCUAACCCCAGAUGAGCCCAUGCCAGCCAUUAGACGUGGGUCAGCUUUUGCCCCGGAAGUCGUACAAGACAGCGCCGAUGGAAGUGUUGCUAGAGUCUCUAGAACAGACACCUUCAUGUCUCUCUCAUCCGCCUCGGAAUGUGACACACUCGCCACAGAAUCGUCUCUUCAGACAACCCUUCAAUGCAACUCCCCGGUUUCAAUGAAUGACCCUCGUGCGGAGAUGAUACAACAGCUGCUGGCAAAACGACCACGAAACCAAUCAAUUCCACUUCAGGGAGGGAAAGAAAGUCGCUUUCCCUACCUGCAUCCCUCACACAUCCCUCAUAUGCAGACGUUAGUCUUGUCGGAUGUGCCCUCACACGUGGCCCCCAAUUCCUCUACAAUCCCCGCCCUCAUAAGAUUCAUCACUGCCUGCUCCAACGAAGCCUUAUUAGCAAGCCUGCAGGCCGGAUCCGACUAUUCACUUCCGCCAGGCCAGGCACGCAUGGAAGCCGAGCAGCAAAGAUCUCGGUCCAUAUUCGGGUUACGGCGUGUAGUCCUCGAGAUAACACCUGUUGAUACUUCUAAGCUGACGUCGUGGAAACCGGGGAAUCAAUACAAUGCCACAGGCCAUUCAAGCACAGGGGAUCGUGAUUCGGAGAAUCUUUGGUCUGCAGCCGCUGGUGACUUCAGUUUCUUUGGGGAGGAAGAAUGCGGAGUUCCUGCAAACGAUCCUGGCAAGUACUUCCCCAUGGCUGCUUUGAACGAGAAGGUCUCCCUCAUGCCGGACGAUGAUUCGACCUUAUCGCCUGAUUCUCCCCACCUUGGACGUCAUCCUUCACCGAGCAUGAAAUCUUCUAGUCCCCCACAAAGUCAAGCUCCGAUCCACACCUUGGAUCUUGUCGCAGAGCUUGCGGCAUUUCGUCGCGAAAGGAAGGCAGAAUACGAGCAGGGUGUUCAACGCCAAAGGAAACGGCGCAGCACAACAAGUUCGGGUGUUUCCAGUCUUCUGCCGACAUCACCCAAUCUCCCCAUGACAACAUUUGUCGAGGGUCAUUGGAAAGGAGAGCUCAAGGUAGUUCGAAACCCCAUGCCCAAGGGGCGGACGGGAAUGGUCGAUAUGUAUGGGAACUAUUUUGAGAAGGGGUAUCUGUACCCUUGA
Messenger RNA from Penicillium salamii, 2535 nucleotides. The record is from the annotation of a GenBank genome assembly. Lineage: Eukaryota; Fungi; Ascomycota; Eurotiomycetes; Eurotiales; Aspergillaceae.